This is a messenger RNA of Chenopodium quinoa (quinoa), 2349 nucleotides long. RefSeq lists its product as uncharacterized. NCBI's taxonomy places the organism in Eukaryota, Viridiplantae, Streptophyta, Magnoliopsida, Caryophyllales, Amaranthaceae. The record is from RefSeq and is a predicted model, not a curated record. The coding region runs from base 1 to 2349 and encodes 782 amino acids. The transcript has a single exon.
AUGAUCCCAAAGCUUGAAGCUCCAGAGUAUGCUACACAAUUCCGUCCUAUAAGUUUGUGUAAUACGAUAUAUAAGUGCAUCUCAAAGUGCCUAGUAAAUAGGCUGAAGGGUCUGCUCCCUAAGCUGAUUUCAGACUAUCAAAAUGCCUUUUUUCCUGGGAGGCAUAUGGAAGACAAUAUUCUGCUUAGUCACGAACUUUUGCACACCAUUAAUACCAGGAAAACGUCUGAGCUAGCAGCUUUAAAGAUCGACAUGUCUAAGGCUUAUGACCGAGUGGAUUGGACUUUUCUUCUAAAAGUGCUUGAGGCGUACGGGUUUACUGCAAAGUGGUUACAAUUGAUCUCUCAGUGUGUUACUACUGUUUCUUUCAAGGCACUAGUAAAUGGGAAAACAACUGAUACCUUCAAACCACAUUGUGGUCUCAGGCAAGGAGACCCCUUAUCUCCCUACCUUUUUCUUUUUUGUAUGGAUAUAUUGUCUCGCAUGCUCACUCUUGCACAGGAUAUAAAUGGUCUUAAAGGAAUUAGAGUUUCACGAAGAACUCCAUCUAUCACUCAUCUUUUCUUUGCAGACGACGCAAUGAUUUUCUUUGAAGCUUCUGAGAGGUCAACUCUGGCAGUCAAGGACAUUCUUGAAAGAUUUGGAGAUGCUUCGGGUCAGCAAUUGAACCUGCAGAAGUCUUUUAUUAAAUUAUCCCCGAAUCUAAGAGAUGAUAUCGCAAAUAAUAUCAAAUGUAUCCUAAGAGUUUCUAGGAUCCAACAUUUUGAAAAGCACUUGGGUGUUCCAGUUGACAUGGUGGGAAAGAAGAGUAUGAUUUUCUCUUUUUUAGUGGAUAAUAUUUCGAGAAAGGUAAAGGCUUGGCAUUCUCUGAAUCUGACUCAAGGGGCAAAACUAGUGCUUAUCAAUACUGUUCUUAUAGGCAUUGCUUCCCAUGUGAUGAGAUGUCUUAAGCUACCUACGUCGAUUGCAAAUAAAAUUGACUCCAUAAUUACAAGAUUUUGGUGGGGAAAUGGAGAAGAUAAGGGAAUGCAUUGGGUUAAGAAGACAAUGAUACAAGCUUCAAGGUUUGAAGGGGGAUUAGGCAUUAAAGGAGCAGAGCUUCUCAAUAAUACUGGUCUAUUCAAACAGGCGCUGAGAAUUCAAACAAAUCCUCAGCUGACUAUAGCUAGGAUCUAUAAAGCACAAGGAACAGAUUUUUCUAACAUCCUACAACCAAGAUUCUCAGGAAAGGGUGCCUUAUCUUGGGGUAAAAGAGGAUUAAUCAGAGCAGUUUCCAGCUUCAGGAAAGGUUUUGUGUGGAAAAUAGGAAUGGGGAGCAAAGUAGCAGCAGUUUCUGACGCCUGGGUAAAUGGCAAAAUGCCUGAAAUUAGAAGUAACCACACAAUUACAGCAGCAAGAAACUUAAGAGUGUCAGACCUUAUUGAUCAGAAUACAAUGAGCUGGAAUGGAGUGGAGAUUGCUAAAUGGUUUGAGGAGAGAGAUGCAAAAGAGAUAAUAGCUCUGGAAUUUCCAGACUCGGAGCAGCAGGACAGACAGUAUUGGAAGUAUACACCAAAUGGUAAGUUCACAGUCAAAUCAGGCUAUAAAUUCUUAAGGAAUCAGCAGCAGGGAAGCAAUGAAACUAAUCUUACUACUGCAGAACAGGGAAGUUUCUUUAGGAUAGUUUGGAGGCUUCAAAUCCCACAAAAAUGGAAAAUUUUUAUUUGGAAACUUUACCAUGGGGGUAUUGCUGCUAAAGAGAAUCUCUCAAAUAGGGGAAUAGCUCUUAAUACUUCUUGUGAUGUUUGUGGGGAAAUAGAAUCAAUGCAACACAUUUUUAGGGACUGUGAGAUUGCAAGGGAUUCAUGGGGUGAUAGUAUUAUUAACCCAACUGUGAAUUUAAUUGAUGACACUCCUCUAAAGGAAUGGAUUCAGACCCAAAUCCUUCUGUUAUAUAGCAAGGAUGGAAUUAAUAGUUUAAAUAUCAAGACUCUUAUUAUUACUCUUUGGAGUUUAUGGGUUUCUAGAAAUGGUAGAGUCUUUAGAAAUGAAGCUGGUGGUCCUGCAAUGGUAAGAAGAAAUAUACUUCUGUGUAGGGAGCAACUACAAUGUUUUGAAAGUAAAGAGAAUGUGGUUUUGGGAAAUCAUGAACCUCUUUACCCACCUGGUUUUCUGGCUGCUAAUCUGGGUAAUUUUAACCAUGGAACUUAUGAUGUUCAUAUCCAAAUUGAUGGAUCGUGGGAGAAACAUGAAAGAGAAUGGGUACUGGUUGGACCUUUACUCACAACAAUAGGGAUGUUAUAUAUGAUGGAGGAGGAAACUAUGGAAUGGUGGAGUCAGCUUUCUGUGCAGAGGCAAGAGCUUGCCUAG